UUUCUCUCAGGUACAUGGCAAGGAGUGCAUCAGAGAAAGCUGUAUAAGGAUCUGUUAUCCAACUAUAAUCGUCUGGAGAGACCCGUCCAGAACGACUCUGCCCCCAUAGUGGUGGAGCUGGGGCUGACCCUGCUCCAGAUCAUUGAUGUGGAUGAAAAGAAUCAGGUUUUGAUCACAAAUGCUUGGUUGCAGUUGUACUGGACUGAUAUCUACCUGAGUUGGAAUGUUGAUGAGUAUCCAGGAGUACAGAACCUGCGCUUCCCGUCCAAUCAGAUUUGGGUUCCAGAUAUCCUACUCUAUAACAGUGCUGAUGAGAGAUUUGAUGCCACCUUCCACACCAAUGUCCUGGUCAACUACACGGGAGCAUGCCAGUACAUCCCACCAGGGAUUUUGAAGAGCACGUGUUACAUUGAUGUGCGCUGGUUCCCGUUUGAUAUUCAGAAGUGUGAUCUGAAGUUCGGCUCCUGGACACACAAUGGCUGGCUGCUGGACCUACAGAUGGGUGCUGUGGACAUCUCCACCUACAUUCCCAAUGGGGAGUGGGAUCUAGUGGAUGUCCCUGCGAAGCGCAAUGAACUGUACUAUGAGUGCUGUAAGGAGCCAUAUCCUGAUGUAACGUUCACAGUCACCAUGCGCAGACGGACUCUCUACUAUGCCCUCAACCUGCUAAUCCCCUGUGUGCUUAUCUCAGGUCUUGCCCUGCUGGUGUUCUUGUUGCCAGCUGAUUCUGGAGAGAAGAUCUCCUUAGGCAUCACUGUGCUGCUGUCCCUCACAGUGUUCAUGCUGCUGGUGGCAGAGAUCAUGCCUGCCACGUCAGACUCGGUUCCCCUCAUAGCACAGUACUUUUCAAGCACCAUGAUGAUUGUGGGGCUGUCCGUGGUUGUCACAGUGUUGGUGCUUCAGUUCCACCACCACGACCCUCAGGCAGGAAAGAUGCCAAAAUGGGUGCGGGUGGUACUGUUGAACUGGUGCGCGUGGUUCCUGCGCAUGAAGAAGCCCGGUGCGUCGCGCGGGCGGGGUGCUGGAGGGGGCGGCGGCUAUAAGUACACCCCGGCGUCCCCUCCGCUGCACAGCGCCAGCAGCAUCCAGAUGGGCGCCGUCCCAGGCCAGCCGGCCGGCACCAAUGGCCACAUGAACCUCUACUUUGGCUACCACUCCAUGGACGAGGGCUCCUGCCCAGCCAGCAGCGACUCAGGGGUGGUGUGCGGCCGGGCCGGGGGGUCCCCUCACGAGGAGCAGGACGCCCCGCGCACACUGAGCGAACGAGCGCCUGAGCUGCAGCGCAUCCUGGAGGAGGUGUCUUACAUUGCCCAGCGGUUCCGUGAGCAGGACGAAGGGGAGGCGGUGUGCAGCGAGUGGAAGUUUGCGGCGGCCGUGGUGGACCGGCUCUGCCUGGUGGCCUUCAGCCUCUUCUCCAUCAUCUGCACCUUCACCAUCCUCAUGUCCGCGCCCAACUUCAUCGAGGCCGUCUCCAAGGACUUCACUUAG
This is a messenger RNA of Sardina pilchardus (European sardine), 1488 nucleotides long. RefSeq names its product cholinergic receptor, nicotinic, alpha 8 (gene chrna8). Gene Ontology annotation, molecular function: acetylcholine binding; acetylcholine-gated monoatomic cation-selective channel activity; acetylcholine receptor activity. Lineage: Eukaryota; Metazoa; Chordata; Actinopteri; Clupeiformes; Clupeidae. Gene Ontology annotation, cellular component: postsynaptic membrane; plasma membrane; neuron projection. Gene Ontology annotation, biological process: regulation of membrane potential; synaptic transmission, cholinergic; nervous system process. The annotation marks the transcript as partial. The record is from RefSeq and is a predicted model, not a curated record. The transcript is spliced from 11 exons.